UGUAUGACUCCCGUGCACCAGAUUUCCCGCGUGCAGACUUGUUGAGCACGUGGUCGUCCGCGCAUGUUGUUGGUCUUGCAGCAGCAGCAGCAGCAGCAGUAGGCUUUGUUUCAAUCGCCGCGUUCGUUUGACGCUUUCGGUUUCCUUUCGUUCCGUCAUGCCGAGGAGGAAGGUGAAUGCGUCCAAAAGCGGCGCGACCGCGGCUGAGCGCAGCGACAUCGACCAAGCAUCGUCGACGCGACAGCGGCAGACCGCUCGACGUUCUUCUUCCGGCACGACUACUGCGAAGUCCAGCACCGCUGGCCUGUUGCCUGGCCGUCGGCGGCGCUCCCAACCUGGUGUCCCCGACAGUACGUCUGUCGCGCCUUCAGGUGGACCGGCAGCGGCGCUGAACAAAGGCGACGAUCUAGCGCCUACUGGAAGCCCCGACCGUUUACAGGUGAAGGGACGGCCCGCGGCCCGUGCCAAGCCAGCCGGUGCACAGGACAUGACUGGAGGCAAUGUAGCUGCCGAUAAGUCGGCGAAGCCAGCCGUGGCUGCAAAGCGAGGGCGUGCAGCGCGGGGUCCUUUAGUUAAGCGUGCAGCAGUCAAAGCCUCAGAGCCCGGACAAGGAACCUCCGAAAGCCCAAGCCGUUCCAAGCCAACCGGUGGCGGCGCGGUAGACUCCACAGUAACGGUAGAGCCAAGUCUCAAGAGGGGAAAACGAGGGCGUGCAGCAACUCCCCAGGCCGUUGUGGCAAAGGCGAAAGGAGGACGGAACACCGAAAGCCUGGUCCGUUCACCGUCGGCCCACUCUAAGUCUGCUGGUGCACUGGCUGAAGCCGGUGACAGUGCAGGAGCCUCGAAGUUAACUGGAAAGCAGGCUACAAAGCGUGGUCGUGCAGCUACUAGCAAGGCUAGUGCUGGUACAGUUGUGCUGCAGCAGCAUGCCAAUCAGGACCCUCCGACUGAAAGAGGUGCAGCUGAUGCAUCAAGUACUGGAGAGGAGGACCUUUUGCAGCCAAAGAGAAAAUCGUUAGCUCGCUCCAAGCAGCCUGGUGUGACUGUCAAUGCUGGCAAGAGUGUGGAUGCCUCUAAUGUGACAGCCAAGAAUACAACGAAGAUGGCCAAGGGCAAGAAGCGAGGCCGUGCACCUGCCCUCGACCCUACCAUGUCUGAGCCUCAACAGCUGGAGGAACAAGGCGCACCUGCUAAGCGCACUGUGGGCAAUGUAUUGAGUGGUGGAGAAAAGUCCAGCGCCACAGCACAAGGAGCUAAACGAGCGGGUCGUCCUUCAAAGCAACUCGGCUCUGUAGCCUUGCCUAGUACCAGUGCUGGAAGAACGGCAGCUACGACUGAUGCUAACUUGGGGAGAGGUGCCAAGAAGCUGUCUGCCAAAGGCCAGACUGCAGCAUCUAGGGGCCCUGGGAUACAAAACAAAAAACUGCCUGCCAAAGGCCAAACUGCGGCUUCUAACACCACUGGGAAACAAAAGACGACGGCAGCCAAGGGGCGUCCACAGUCAAAGCCAAAACAAAGGAAGCGAAAGGGUGCUCCAUCCGAUGCUGAUGAGGUGUCAGAUGCUUCAGAUAGCAGCUAUGUAGUGCCACGUGGUUUGUUGCAGAGGGCAAAACGCAGGGAGCCUUUUUAUUAUGACUACAUUCGCCCGUGGGUAGAGGAGCAGCUCUGGAGUGACAGCGACUCUGAGGACGACGAAGACAUUUCAAAUGCCUCGAUCAGCAGCAUCAUACCUCCUGCUGGUUUGCUCCAACCAUACCGUCUCAAGAAUAGACUGAUCGGUGCUGGAGGUAGUAGUUCAGGCAGUGACACCGAAGACGACAUGCUUGUCUCUCCUGGAGAGGAUCUCCUGUCGAGAUGCGAAGCAAAAUUUGGAUUGAACACACUGCCACAUUCCACGACAACCACUGCUGAAGCGAUCAGCAUGCUGGUGAACUUUGCAAGCAGUCGCCGCCUUCCCUGGGGUGCCCUGACCGAACUAGUCACAAUUGUCAACAAGUUGUUUGCUCCGGCUGUGGAUGUUCUGCCUGGCCGCAAGGCUUUAGUGAAGGCACUGUCAGAAAUGCCUUAAGUGCCCCUUUGUAUACAGCGUCAAGUUGGAGCUGGGCUCGCUGUCAUAUAGUGGCUGAGUACAUUUCACAUCUCUGGUUUAUGCGCGACAGCAAGUUGGCAACAAAUCAUUUAUCAUCCCGUUUUAAAAUCUGCAGAGCAACAAGGAAGCCUAAUUUUUAUCUCGUCAAGUGUUUCACAGCUGUUGCACAGUAUCAGAUGUUCCCAU
Molecule: messenger RNA, 2275 nt
Organism: Dermacentor silvarum
Lineage: Eukaryota; Metazoa; Arthropoda; Arachnida; Ixodida; Ixodidae
Product: damage suppressor protein-like
Exons: 2
Coding region: 158-2068 (636 amino acids)
Source: RefSeq, a predicted model, not a curated record